This is a messenger RNA of Austrofundulus limnaeus, 1570 nucleotides long. RefSeq names its product inositol-trisphosphate 3-kinase B. Gene Ontology annotation, cellular component: nucleus; cytoplasm. NCBI's taxonomy places the organism in Eukaryota, Metazoa, Chordata, Actinopteri, Cyprinodontiformes, Rivulidae. The record is from RefSeq and is a predicted model, not a curated record. Gene Ontology annotation, molecular function: inositol hexakisphosphate kinase activity. Gene Ontology annotation, biological process: phosphatidylinositol phosphate biosynthetic process; inositol phosphate biosynthetic process.
CGGUCACAUCAAACUUUCUUGUUGUGGAGCUGCUGCUGCUCGGGAGCAGAGGAAAAACUGAGAGCUGCUUGACAGAGCCCCCCCGCCCCCACCGCAGCUUCAGGGGACGUUGUCUGAUGUGUCCCCAGCACAUAAAGCCCCUGGCCUGGCCGUGGGGAUGGCAGCCUCUGCCUUGAACCUGAACGGCCUCGGAGUCAUGAACAGCAGUAAUCAGUUCCACCCCCAGCCCGGCUCCUCCAGCACCACCUCCCGAGCUAAAACCAGUCCGGUCGGCCGACCCGUGCUGCCGGUUCCAGAUCGAAGCACCUACUGUCCGUUACUUGGGGGAAGUCUCUACAGCCCAACGAGUCCCAAGACAAGCCCCCGAGCUCUGGGCCAAGCCUUUGUCUUCCCCGCUCCCACUUUGCUCCCGCCCAGCUCUCCGACCCGUCUCCGCCCCCCGUCCCCACGAAGCCCGGAGCACCUUGGAGUAAACGUGGGCCAGCGAGUCCGACGCCUGAGCGGGGACGAGAGGGGGGACGGCGACGGGCAGGAGGAGACGGGAGGAGAGACGAGAGGUGGAGAGCGGCGGGAGGAGAGGAGACGGCAGGCGCAGAUGCUGCAGAUCCACAGAGAGCUGCAGAACGUCGAGGUCCGAGGAAAAGUGGGUUAUUAUGAGGCCCACAUUUCUGGGAGUCGGACUCAGGUGCCUAACACUGAGUUCCAACGAAGCCCUCGGCCCGCUAGACGAGGAACUGGCCAAAGUCCUCCCCAUCCCAACCAAGGAAGCAUGGCUUUCGAAUUCCCAAUGACUCAGCCACAAGUGACUAAACUUCCCUCUGUUGUCCAAAAUGGCAGAGAAAUGGAAGAAAAAAUGACUGAAAGAGAAAAGAAAGAAGCGAGGGAUGAAGGUCAAAAGUACGGCAGCGCUACUAAAACAAAUAAAGAGAACAUGACACUGAUUUAUCAAAACGACUCCCGUUCAGAAACAACUACACAAACUCCCCUUGUCCUGCUCGUUCAAGAAAACGAUGCAACAGCAGAUGACAAAGGAGACAAACUGAGAGAAAGGGAGGGGGGAGACAAAAAGGAAGUAGAAAAUACAGAAAGAGGGGUAGAUGGAAGAGAACGGACAGAGAGAGAGCCGAUGGAUGGGAAAGAGGACCGACGGGGUCCUAAAGUGCUGCUUCAGACAGAUGGAAACGGGUCGGACGGUAACCCUGAAACCACGGUUUUACCUCAGGCACAAGACAAUAAGAGCUCCCCGUGUUUGGAGGAGGGCGAUCACACCUCCAUCAUCUCUUCCUCCCUGCCUCCCUCCAUCCCCGCGGUCAUAGUCACCGACCACGGUUUGGAGAGCACGCCUCAAACUACCGAAGGCUCRGGAUCCGAACAGGGGCGGUCCUGCUCCCGCAGCUCGAGUCCCGUUCCAAACUCCAGCACUCGGUCUUUAAGGAAGCUGUCCUCCUCCUCCACCUCCUCGGCUGGUUUCUCCUCUUCUUGGGAAGAGUCUGAGGAGGAUAUCUCCAGUGAUACGGAGAAGGGGGAGAACCUUCUCAACCCAGAACACCUAAGCUCUCAACAGAAAGCG